Molecule: messenger RNA, 1546 nt
Organism: Xenopus laevis (African clawed frog)
Lineage: Eukaryota; Metazoa; Chordata; Amphibia; Anura; Pipidae
Gene: prim1.S
Product: DNA primase subunit 1 S homeolog
Exons: 13
Coding region: 253-1302 (349 amino acids)
Biological process (GO): DNA replication, synthesis of primer; DNA replication initiation
Cellular component (GO): alpha DNA polymerase:primase complex
Molecular function (GO): DNA-directed RNA polymerase activity
Source: RefSeq, a predicted model, not a curated record
GGAGUGGGGUCAGAAAGGUACAAUAAGCCUGACUUAAAGCCUCCAUUUUGUGUUGGAAGCCGUGCCCAAUUACUGCUGCCCCUACAGCACACAGUCUCUUCACUGAUGGAUGUACAUAACCAGCCUGAGGCACCAAAAUAUGUGUAAGUUGUAAAGAAUUAUUUUCAACACCGGGAGUUUAGCUUUACAUUGAAAGAUGAUGUAUACGUGCGAUACCAGUCCUUCAACAAUCAAAGUGAACUAGAAAAAGAGAUGCAGAAAAUGUGCCCAUACAAAAUAGAUAUUGGGGCGGUGUACUCGCACAGGCCAAGCUUACACAACACUGUGAAAUCGGGAACUUUCCAAGCACAGGAGAAGGAGCUGGUAUUUGAUAUAGACAUGACCGAUUAUGACGAUGUCCGGAGGUGUUGCAGUUCUGCGGAUAUAUGCCCAAAAUGCUGGACUCUAAUGACCAUUGCAGUUCGAAUUCUAGACAGAGCAUUGGCAGAGGAUUUUGGAUUCAAGCACCGUUUGUGGGUCUACUCAGGCAGAAGAGGAGUUCAUUGCUGGGUGUGUGAUGACUCUGCGAGGAAGCUUUCCCAAGCUGAAAGGUCGGCAGUCGCUGAAUAUCUGAGCGUUGUGAAGGGUGGAGAAGAAACAAUAAAGAAAGUCCAGCUCCCUGAAACAAUUCAUCCAUUCAUAGGGAAGUCUCUGAAAAUGGUGGAAAGAUACUUUGAGAAAUAUGCCUUGGUGGACCAAGACAUCCUAGAGAACAAACAGUGCUGGGAUAAAGUAAUUGCACUGGUUCCUGAAGUUGCCCGUGAAAGCUUGCUGCGAGAAUUUUCAAAAGCACGUUCUUCUGUUGAACGUUGGGAUAAACUCUCAAGCUGUCUAGAAGCCACAGGGAAGGAUUUCAGGAGAUACAGUAAUAUACCCAAGGAAAUCAUGUUACAGUUCUGUUAUCCCAGACUGGAUGUGAAUGUCAGCAAGGGACUUAAUCACCUGUUGAAAAGCCCAUUCAGUGUACACCCAAAAACAGGGCGAAUUUCCGUUCCCAUAGACUGUAAAAAGCUAGACCAGUUUGACCCAUUUUCAGUACCAACAAUAAGUUUAAUAUGCAGUGAACUUGACAAUGUUUCCAAAAAGGAGGAGGAUGAAGAUAGCGCUGGUGAAGGAGAACCUGAAGCGAAGAAACGAACACGAGAUUACAAGAGAACCAGCUUGGCACCUUAUAUUAAGGUUUUUGAGCAAUUCCUGGAUAAACUGGACCAGUCAAGGAAAGGGGAACUUCUGAACAAAAGUGAUCUGAAGAAAGAAUUUUAAGUUUUGCCUUAAACUUUGCACCAAGAGCUACUACCUUCAAUGAACCUGGAGAUGGAGAUAAAGGGCAGGGAUAAUAUGAAGUACUUCAUACUCACAGACCUGAUCCUUUCAGGAGGACACAAUUUGUCUCGGACCACAACUAUCUGAUCAACGUAUGAGACGAUUCCACGUAGAAACAUGGAGCUUUUUUUUUUUUUCUUCUACUGUUAAGAAAAUUUACAAAAAUAAAACCUUUUGCUAGUUA